CGCAUUGAACAAUUAUAAUGAGCCUGCUGAGUGCCUUUGUGUCUUUUGAUCCAGUCUCAAACGACCAUGGUUUUCAACCAGGUAAAAUACACAGAGCAGUGUUAUUACUGAGUGAGCGCAAGGCUGCCAUAUUGUUUGCGAUGGCUGCGCCCAAGUCCAGCCCGCCAGUCGACGGGGGUAAAGUCGCCUGGAUCGCCGGCCUAGCCCUUUGGACAAGGAAUUUCAUGUGGCCUGGAGUCCUCAAGGGACUUGGCAUCAUGUUGCCGACGAUACAAGACCAGCUUGGAGCAGCGACGUGGACUAUGGGAUGGAUAUCCUCACUGAUUACAGUUGUGGCUGGUAUUUCAGGUGUUUUUGCAGGUUUUCUCGGCAGGCGUUUCGGCAUGGGUUUUUCCAUCAUGAUUUGUGGUGCGCUGAUUAGCCUGUCCGCCAUCGCAACUUCCUAUGCGACCAGUGUGGUCCAGUUGGCUUGUUUCUGUAUCCUGUUGGCAGGUACUGGCUUCGGAGUUUCAGGUGUGCUCGCAAAAGAGGCAGUCGGUCGCACUUUUCAGACAAACUACGCCACAGCCACCGGCUGGGCACAAACGGGGUACAACAUCGGCUUAUUCUCCUUCGCGCCCCUAGUCCAACUCUUCUUAGACACGUACGGCUGGAGGGGCGCCAUGCUGCUCAUGGGCGGAAUCCUGCUUCAUUUCUCGGCUUGCGGGGCUCUGAUGAUGACGGCUAACAUUGGCACGAGAAACGACUACCAACAACUCAAGGGGGGUAAUGAUGCCGCUGCCUCUGAAGAAGCUAGAAGCGGCCUCGCAUCUUGUUGUGGGGAGUUCGUGAAGAAAGCUUCCAGUAAUUUGGACCUCGGAUUGCUGAAGGAUCUUAGGUACUGGUCCAUCGCGUUGAUGAUUUGUAAUACCAAGUUUGCAAGCGGCAUGAUUGUCAUCUAUUUUGUGUCGGUCGCAGAGUCAAACGGCUUGACAGUCGGGGAGGCAGCCUCUAUCGUCACAAUCGGCGGCAUUUUGAGUCUAGUCACGAAACUCAUCCAGGGGUUACUGGUAGACCGCGGAUGGAUACCAGCUUGGUGCCUCAUGGCCAUUGCUAUCGUGUUCAGUACCGUGUCGUAUUGCGCCACGCCAUGGCUGACUUCGUAUUGGCCGCUCGUGACGACGAUGUGCCUUAUUCUGAUCGGUGACGGCAUAAUAUCCAGUUUGAAUGACGUUCUCAUGAAGCAGUUGUUAGGAGUUGAGUUGUUAGCCGGGGCGUACGGUUGGAUCGGGAUUAAGAUUGGUCUGUUGGCAUUCUCUCUUGGAUUCUUCCCAGGUUGGCUGUACGACACCACGGGUAGCUACACCAUAGCCCUUGCUGUGAUUGGCGGAAUCCAGUUUCUACCCAUAAUUCCCCUCUUACUGCUGCGAUAUUUCAGAUAUAUUUAGCGUCUUCGACUACUUGCCACGAACUUACUCGUCAGAGCGACUGCGUUCGAUUUAACACACACGUGUUUUCUUAGGCUUACUCGAGCAUGGCCCAAGUAACCGACCCCUGAGCCGGUUACUUGGGUAAGUAUCCCAUAAGGCCAUACUCUAACAUGGCUGCCACCGUACGGUGACGGUAGUUUAAGGCAGUAUGCGGACGACACUGUGAUUUAUAGGACCAUUUCUAGCAAGUAGCAUGUGUUGAAAACCAUGCUUGAGUUUCUUCCAUCGAGACGCCGCAUAAGAUGCCCUCCAUGUAAAACCAACAAAAGGAAGUUCUCGUUCCCCCCAGUGGCUAUUAGACUUAUAAACAACUGAUUAUUAUUUGCAUGUUUUUAUGUUCAUCAUUUUAUUUGUCAUUUUUAUAUGCAACCAUUAAUCACGGGUAUCAGUAUCAGUAUCAUUAUCAUUAAUCGAGCUCUCAUUACUCCAGUGGCUAUUAGACCAUUAGGUUCAUCAUUUUAAAUUGGAAAC
Messenger RNA from Patiria miniata (bat star), 1940 nucleotides. RefSeq names its product monocarboxylate transporter 12-like. The record is from RefSeq and is a predicted model, not a curated record. The transcript has 4 exons. Gene Ontology annotation, molecular function: monocarboxylic acid transmembrane transporter activity. Bases 18 to 1427 code for a protein of 469 amino acids. Lineage: Eukaryota; Metazoa; Echinodermata; Asteroidea; Valvatida; Asterinidae. Gene Ontology annotation, biological process: monocarboxylic acid transport; transmembrane transport.